ACUCUGGCUCAAUGUCUGGUAGUUGUGAGAGUUCAGUUCCCUGGGUGUGUGUCCAUGCAGCACGGGAAGUUUGAACUCAAUGCUUUGUCUUGUUUUUGUUUGUUGCAGUAGCUAUGUUUUUUGCAACCAAAAACAUUUGGAGGAUGAUUCUGCAUUUCAAACUGUAAGUUGGUGUGGGAGUCAGACAGACAUUGGGACCCAUCGAGAUGUGCAGCUUGAUUCUCAGGAGGGACAGGAAGUAGACAUUCCAGGAGGUGCUGAGGAUCGUCAAGAUGGCCUCCAUCGCCAAACCCGUUCACAGCCAAAAUGCCCUGGAAUAGAGUGUGGCAGCGGAGAUGUGGGGCGGCGUUGCCAUGGUGAUCAUUUACACAACAUUACUGGAAAAGAAGCCGGGUGUCGACGAUGUAAAGUCCAAAGUCAAAGAGACCGAUUUGGAGCUGAUCAAGGCAGAGACCAUGAGCCUUCAGGGGACAGCACUCUUCUCUUGUGGAGUCAUGGAAACCAGCAGCAGGUGGGGUGACGUGGGUCUGGGCCGGGGGUGUUGUGGAGCCCUGCAUCACCAGGGACCCUCAGUGGAGUCCUGUUGCCUGGAGACCCUGUGGGAUGUCCUGCCCUCCGAGGUUCUACCCCCCCGCUACUACCCGAGCCCAGUCAGAGACGCAGGACUGGGUCCCACCAGCACCACCUCCAUCCCGGGCGCCAUCACCAGCCUGCUACAGGACCUGAGCCUGGGUGAGACGUCAGCCGCCGUAGCCUCCUCACCCUCCACCGCUCCACCCUCCAAACGCCAGUGCCGCUCCGUCUCCUGCUCAGAGGACCUGGUCGUCGGCCGGUCGUCGGCCUGGAGGCCCCAGGGGUCCAGGGUGUGGACGGCUGUGGCGAAGAGGCGAUCCCACAGCGGAGGAAGUGUCCAGAGAGGAUUUGCAACAGGAGGAGAGACACGCUCUCAGCAGCUAGGGUUCCCUGCCAUGCAGCGUAGCUUCAGCUUCAGCCUGCCAGCUCGCUCCAACACCCUCUCCCUGGAUCUCACUGGCUUCACCCCCUGCCCUUCCUACUUCAGCGGUUUAGCCCCUCCCUCUUACUCCUCCCGGUCCUCAGAGCCCCGCAGGCCCUUCCUCUACCUCUCUCAUGAACAGAUCUGCCUCCCAGAGAUCCAGGGAGUGCCGGCGUCACCCCUGAGCUCCCCAGACUCCACCCCAGAGAUGAAGCGCCGUGCUGGGCAGGGGGGGCUGUCCCGGAGUCGCUCUCAGCCCUGCGUCCUCAGCGACAAGAAGGUGGGGAUGAAGCGGAGGAGACCAGCCGACUCACACAAACAGAGGCCUUCUCUGGACCUGACCAAGAUGACACAGAAACUUCGGAAUUUCCAAAGCCUCAGCUGCCCUGGGAUCACUGGGGACAACAGCUAUCAAUCAACCCAGGGCCCGCCCCCUCUGAGGACCACUGACCAAUGUGAGACUGACUUUACCUCUGCAGGCGAUCAGGGAUUGGACGAGCCAACCGCCAGAUCCAAAGAUGGCGGCGUUGUCACAAGUGUCUCUAGGGAGGAGGAUCUAGCCAUCUCCAUCGAGGAGCUGGAUUGGCUGAGCUCCCCGGUCUGCGAUGACGUGACAGAAGGGGCAGCCACUGGCACCAGGAAGGAUGUGUAUCAGCUGGGAGGAGAUUUGGACAUCGAUCAGAUCGAGAGGAACUGAACCUGGGUCGUUUUCAUUAGGCACAAAACGGAACAAAACAGACUGAAACGAGGAGCAGGAACCUGGAUAUGUCCAAUGAGAAGUGCUGCAAGAUGUUAAUGCAUUUUUUUCUCAUGUUCCCGAAUGAACAUGACCCUGAACUAUUCUUACCACCCUCAGGGGAAUGGGACUGCAUGACCCUGAACUAUUCUUACCACCCUCAGGGUAAUGGGACUGCAUGACCCUGAACUAUUCUUACCACCCUCAGGGUAAUGGGACUAAAUGACCCUGAACUAUUCUUACCACCCUCAGGGUAAUGGGACUGAAUGAACAUGACCCUGAACUAUUCUUACCACCCUCAGGAGAAUGGGACUGAAUGAACAUGACCCUGAAUUAUGCUUACCACCCUCAGGGGAAUGGGACUGAAUGACCCUGAACUAUUCUUACCACCCUCAGGAGAAUGACCCUGAACUAUUCUUACCACCCUCAGGAGAAUGACCCUGAACUAUUCUUACCACCCUCAGGGGAAUGGGACUGAAUGACCCUGAACUAUUCUUACCACCCUCAGGGGAAUGGGACUGAAUGAACAUGACCCUGAACUAUUCUUACCACCCUCAGGAGGAUGGGACUGAAUGACCCUGAAUUAUGCUUACCACCCUCAAGAGGAUGGGACUGAAUGAACAUGACCCUGAAUUAUGCUUACCACCCUCAGGGGAAUGGGACUGAAUGACCCUGAACUAUUCUUACCACCCUCAGGAGAAUGGGACUGAACUAUGCUUACCACCCUCAGGAGAAUGACCCUGAACUAUUCUUACCACCCUCAGG
Messenger RNA from Oncorhynchus tshawytscha (Chinook salmon), 2495 nucleotides. RefSeq names its product protein FAM53B-like. The coding region runs from base 336 to 1691 and encodes 451 amino acids. Gene Ontology annotation, cellular component: nucleus. Gene Ontology annotation, biological process: protein import into nucleus; positive regulation of canonical Wnt signaling pathway. The record is from RefSeq and is a predicted model, not a curated record. NCBI's taxonomy places the organism in Eukaryota, Metazoa, Chordata, Actinopteri, Salmoniformes, Salmonidae. The transcript has 5 exons.